Molecule: messenger RNA, 767 nt
Organism: Dinoponera quadriceps
Lineage: Eukaryota; Metazoa; Arthropoda; Insecta; Hymenoptera; Formicidae
Gene: RpS8
Product: 40S ribosomal protein S8
Exons: 5
Coding region: 94-720 (208 amino acids)
Biological process (GO): maturation of SSU-rRNA from tricistronic rRNA transcript (SSU-rRNA, 5.8S rRNA, LSU-rRNA); translation
Cellular component (GO): cytosolic small ribosomal subunit; ribosome
Molecular function (GO): structural constituent of ribosome
Source: RefSeq, a predicted model, not a curated record
ACCACCAGUAUUGUGACACAAGAUUAUUCAGCUCACUGGGCUUCUAUACUUCCACUAUCUCACCGAGGAACGUUCUUUUCUCAGCGUGGCAAGAUGGGUAUUUCUCGAGAUCAUUGGCACAAGAGAAGGGCUACUGGUGGUAAAAGGAAACCUAUUCGUAAGAAGAGGAAGUUCGAAUUAGGACGACCAGCUGCUAACACCAAACUUGGGCCUCAGCGGAUCCAUACUGUCCGUACACGAGGAGGCAACAAGAAGUACAGAGCUCUUAGAUUAGAUACAGGAAACUUCUCCUGGGGCUCUGAAUGCAGCACCAGGAAAACUCGUAUCAUCGAUGUGGUUUACAAUGCAUCGAACAAUGAAUUGGUACGUACUAAGACUUUGGUGAAAAACGCCAUUGUUACUAUCGAUGCCACACCAUUCAGGCAGUGGUACGAAAGCCAUUAUGUUCUUCCGCUUGGCCGCAAGAGGGGUGCUAAAUUAACUGAAGCUGAAGAAGAAGUAUUGAACAAGAAACGUUCAAAGAAAACAGAAGCUAAAUACAAGGCAAGGCAGCGAUUCGCUAAAGUUGAACCUGCCUUGGAAGAGCAGUUUGCGACGGGACGUGUGCUUGCUUGUAUAGCGAGUAGACCUGGUCAGUGCGGUAGAGCGGAUGGUUAUAUUCUCGAAGGCAAGGAACUGGAAUUUUACAUGAGGAAAAUUAAAAGCAAGAAAGCCAAAUAAACGUUUAUUUAAGUAAAAAAAAAUAAUAAACGUUUAAUUAAAUGUAA